Molecule: messenger RNA, 642 nt
Organism: Rhagoletis pomonella (apple maggot)
Lineage: Eukaryota; Metazoa; Arthropoda; Insecta; Diptera; Tephritidae
Exons: 3
Coding region: 31-642 (203 amino acids)
Source: RefSeq, a predicted model, not a curated record
CGUGGAGUGGCACGCCUAAUCGCAAGUAACAUGUUUCCAAUCUCUUUCGUUUCCUCUGAAGGCUUUCGCGACUUUAUGAAGUUAUUGGAACCAGGGUACAAAGUUCCCUCUCAACAAAGUAUACUCUCACGCUUACAAUUGUUUUAUAAUGACGUAAGAGAAAAAAUUGCAAACGAUUUGGCGGAGGUAGAAAGCGCAUCAAUUUCAGUGGACGAAUGGACAUCAAGAACUCAAGAUUGUUUUUUAUCAGUCGAAGCCCAGUAUAUUGACAAAAAUAGUGAAUUGUGGAAAGUUACACUUUGUAACGAGCAAAUAGAAGACCGACCAAAUGUAGAAAACAUUGCAUCGGCAAUAGAAGUAGUUUUAGCCGAUUGGAACAUUUCCGAUAAAACGCAAGCGAUAACGCACGACAGUGCAUCAGUCAUGAAUGCAGCAGGGCAACAACUUUUUAAUAUAGGGGACAGCAUCAAGUGCAGCGCUCACCUUUUGCAGCUUGUGAUAAAAGACGCAUUAGCAGCUGUACCUGAUUACGAUAAAAUUUGCAAAAAAGGACGAAAUUUAACAGCACAUUUUCAUCGCUCAAAUAUUGGCAAAACUGCACUACUAAAAAAGGCUCCAGAAAUUAUGGGCGAUAUCUGCUAA